This is a messenger RNA of Erigeron canadensis, 2690 nucleotides long. RefSeq names its product protein FAR1-RELATED SEQUENCE 8-like. NCBI's taxonomy places the organism in Eukaryota, Viridiplantae, Streptophyta, Magnoliopsida, Asterales, Asteraceae. The transcript has 2 exons. Gene Ontology annotation, biological process: regulation of DNA-templated transcription. The record is from RefSeq and is a predicted model, not a curated record. The coding region runs from base 198 to 2420 and encodes 740 amino acids. Gene Ontology annotation, molecular function: zinc ion binding.
UUGUCAUAUGAGAGAAGAAAAAAAGGUAUACAUUUUUCUUACCGGUGGAAUUAUAAUAAAUCGAGAGAAAACAACUGGAAAUCUUUAAUUAUUCAGAUCACACUAACUAAAAUUCCCAGAAAACCAUCAUAAUCUGCCACAGUUCCGCCGGUCCACCCUUUCUCCGAUCACCGUAGUCAAGUGGAUUCUCAUUUGAGAUGGAAGACAGUUCUGAUAAAAGUGAAGAUCUUCUCGAGGACGAUGGUGGUGAUCAUGAAAUUGACAGAGAACAAGUAUUGGAAAUUGUAAACAACGACGUGGAUACUGAAUCACUGUUUGGGAUUGAAGGUGAUGACUUGGAGAAUGACAGUGAUCUAGUCCUUGACCUUGAAAGCAAUGAAAAUGACAGUGAGCAAGUUCUCGAUUUUGAAAGUAAUGAUCUUGAAGAUAAGAACCAAGUGGGCGAGUUUGAAACCAACGGCCAUGAUCCCGAGAGUGUUCAAAUGCUCGGGAUUGAAACUAAUAACAAUAACAAUUGUGUGCACGGUGAUCAAGGAGACAAAGACAACCCUCCACCAGUUACAGGGAUGGAAUUCGAUACAUAUGAAGAUGCGUAUAAGUAUUAUUAUUCUUAUGCUAAAGAAACCGGAUUUGCUAUCCGGGUCAAAUCUUCAUGGACAAAACGUAACAGCAAAGAGAAAAGGGGUGCAGUUCUUUGUUGCAACUGUGAAGGUUUCAAGACUUUAAAGGAAGCAAGUAGUAGAAGAAAGGAAACAAGAACGGGUUGUUUGGCAAUGAUUAGGUUGAGAUUAGUGUAUACUGGUAAAUGGCGGUUGGAUGAAGCUAAACUUGAUCACAAUCAUUCGUUUGAUCCUGAUCGACUCCAAAGUGCCAGGUCACGUAAAAUAACGGAAUAUGGAUCAAAACGUAAAUUUGAUCCAACUUUAGAUGUGGAAGUGAGAACAAUCAAGCUCUAUCGAACCCCUGUUCUAGAUUCAGUUUGUUAUGGAAGUUCAAAUGAAACAGACUUGGAUAUCGAGCUUUCAAAGAAUAUACGUUUAAACCUGAACAAAGGAGAUGCCCAAGUUAUGAUUGAUUAUUUUUGUAGGGUUCAGCUAAUAAACCCGAACUUUUUUUACAUCAUGGAUUUCAUGGAUGAAGGUUGUGUAAGAAACGUCUUUUGGAUCGAUUCUAGGGCACGGGCUUCAUAUGGGUACUUUGGAGAUGUGGUUGCAUUAGAUACAACAUGUUUGACAAACAAAUAUAAAGUACCGCUAGUGGUGUUUGUCGGUGUGAAUCACCAUGGUCAAACUAUAUCACUCGGAUAUGGUUUGCUUGCUGAUGAAAGUCAAGAAACAUAUACAUGGUUAUUAAGAACAUGGUUAACUUGCAUGUCAGGACGCCCUCCACAAACCCUAAUUACAGACCAGAGAACGACCUUGCAAAAUGCUAUUUCUGAAAUUUUUCCUCGGGCUCAUCAUCGUUUUUGUUUGCCUCUUGUUGUGGAUAGCAUUAUCGAGAACUCUGGUAAUUUAGAGUCCGAGGAAUUUCGAUCAAUACUUAAUGGCAUAAUCUAUAAUUCAUUGAAAGUGGAUGAGUUUGAAAUGUUGUGGGGUGAAAUGAUCCAACGAUUUGAUAUGAUCGACAACGAAUGGUUACGGAAAUUGUUUGAAGACCGAGAGUGGUGGGCCCCAGUUUACUUGAAAGACACGUUUUUCGCAGGGAUGUUCACUUUUCAACCGGGUGAGUCCAUGGUUUCGUUUUUCCACGGGUAUGUCCAUCAACAAACCUCUUUAAAAGAAUUCUUCGAGAUGCAUGAUUUAGUUUUUCAAAACAAAAUGCAAAAAGAAUCAUUCGAUGAUUGUGAGUCAAGAGAGUCAGCCCCAAAGUUAAGAACGAUGUGCACCUAUGAGUCACAGCUUUCCACAGUAUACACAAAAGAAAUAUUUUCCCGUUUCCAGUAUGAGGUCGAAAUGAUGUCAACUUGUUUCAAUGUGUCACAAGUGAAUACUAGUGGGUCUAUCAUCACUUACAUGGUCACGGAGCAAGAAACUGAGGGAAAUACCAUAAGAAAUGUUGAAGUAAUGUAUGAUAAAAUAGGUGUCGAGAUCAGAUGCAUAUGUAGCUGUUAUAAUUUCAAAGGUUAUUUAUGUAGACAUGCAUUGGCGGUACUAAACCAUAAUGGGAUAGAAGAAAUCCCAAGUCAAUAUAUAUUGUCUAGAUGGAGGAAAGAUUUUAAACGGCUGUAUGUACCUGAUUUUGGCUCUGAUAACAUGGAUAUCACAAACAUGGUCCAGCGGUAUGUACACUUGCAUAAACGGGCUUUACAAGUCGUGGAGGAAGGUAUGACGUCUCAAGAACAUUACAUGGUUGCUUGGCAAGCGUUUAAAGAGUCAUUGAGUAACGUCCGUUUAGUAGCAGACAAGCCUGUUCAAAAUUAAUUUUAUCAUAAAAUGUAUAUGUAUAUGUAUGUUUUUAGUUGCAGUUUAUAAUUUUCUUUAGUCUUUAUGUGGUUUAUCUUAUGUGAUUAGUUUAAUUUUAACAAAGCAAAUGUGAUUAGUUGAUGGGUAUCCAAUUGUGAUACUAGGGUUAGGGUUCCCUCCAUUUACUUUUUUUCAUUGCGAAGGUUAUUUUAUGACCUUAUGUUGGUCUUGUAAAUGGAUAUUGUGCAAUCAAUGCUUGCCCGUGUAUUACAAUGACUAUUUUUCUGA